AUGUGCCUCCCAACGUCUCACCUAUUUAAUCAUCUUUCAUCACAUUGCUCAUUUGAACCACUCCUCGGUUUCAUCACCAUUUUCCUGAUUAUAGCUAUUGCACAGGCUCAGGCCAAAGACGCGGUGAAUGCAGCAAAACAUCCGCAAUUAACUGUUUUAAGCAAUUUCGGUGACCAUGAACAUCAACUCAAUUAUCCAGAAUUGAAGAUCACGGAUCAAAUGACAAGGGAAUUGCCAAGGCCCAUUUUUGGAGUUGGCACGAAGACACCAAUUAAUGGGAGAUCUUUGAAAUUCAAGAAUCUCACAGAGGUAUACAGAGUUCCCAGAGAAGAAGAUGAGGAUUUCCAGGGUGCUUUGAAGGAGGCCGCCUAUGAAGGACUUCGGGCUAUGUCAGAAUAUUACGACAAGAUUGAACCAGAGCUCCUUAGAAAUGGAUCAGUAUUAUCAGUGGAUGAUCCUGCUGCAUUUCUGUGGAGAUUUAGUGCUCCUCAAUCAGUAGAAGACCAUUCUCGAGGGGCUUACGCUGCCCUAGUUGCAGCCAAAAAAAUUCAAGAAAGGUGAGUUAUUUAUA
This is a messenger RNA of Phlebotomus papatasi, 571 nucleotides long. RefSeq lists its product as uncharacterized. The record is from RefSeq and is a predicted model, not a curated record. Bases 1 to 561 code for a protein of 186 amino acids. The transcript is spliced from 2 exons. NCBI's taxonomy places the organism in Eukaryota, Metazoa, Arthropoda, Insecta, Diptera, Psychodidae.